This is a messenger RNA of Lingula anatina, 1021 nucleotides long. RefSeq lists its product as uncharacterized. NCBI's taxonomy places the organism in Eukaryota, Metazoa, Brachiopoda, Lingulata, Lingulida, Lingulidae. The record is from RefSeq and is a predicted model, not a curated record.
CAACCCGUGUCUUGUUGGUUUUAGCACUGUAUUAUUUUGGUGAAAAUCUCCCUGCCGAUGCUACUAUCGACUUCUUCGCCAAGCGAGUGGAAUUAAGACUACGAGAACAUCAACGGGAUAUUUUGAAAAGAUUUGUUGUGAAGUAUAAAUGCACAAAUUACAUGCAAAAAACAUUCAUUCAAAAGCGAAGCAUGUUCCUAGACCUCCGGAUUCGGCUGACCAAGCAAAGUAUAAUUUUUCUACUGGAUGCCCUAGCAGAAUGCUUAGAAAAUGCUUCUUUUAUGAGUUAUAAUAAUGAAACUGGUUUUCCCGGAGCUACUACAUCAAGUGCCAGUAUGGGUGAUAUCAUCACAGCUACAACAGAGACUUCUGUGUGGUGGCCGGUCGACGACCCUUGCAGCAACUACACUGUCUUAGACCAGCCGUGGAGAAAUGUAGCUAACGGGAAAAACUAUGCCCACAAAUGCGACGACGAAUACGAUGGGUUUGUCAAGCAGUGGUACCGUCUCAUUGGGGGAGCCGGAACAGGGAUACCGUCCACGUGCCAAGCAACCAACCACUGCGGCGCCUAUGUCCCUAUCUAUCUGAACGGAGACCUCCCGAACGCCACGGGUGCCGUGGUCACUAUUCCUCUCUGUGGGACCCACGUGAACGGAUGCUGUGACCCUGACUGGCCCACAUAUAACAUACCGCACUCCUUACGGGCCAAACACUGCGGGGGGUACUUCGUGUACGAGCUGGAGCCGACUACAGGGUGUUACGCCGCCUAUUGUGGAACAGACUUGUAAUGGGGCAGGGGUUCAAGGAUUAACCUCCCCCCUCCCCCAUUUCGAAGGAUUUAAUGAUGGAAGGUAGAAAAUUGAUUCUGAAUUAUGGGAUUUAAUGAUGGAAGGUAGAAAAUUGUCGACUACAAGAUGUUACGUGACCUACUGUAGCAAAAGAUUUGUAAUGCGAUAGGGGUCCAGGGGCUAACAGCCCCCCCCCCCCAUGAUAAAAGGUAGAAAAUUUAUUAGAAAAUGAC